AGGGGGGCGCGGCCGGAUGCAGGCGGCGCGGCGGGCGCUGUGGCCGGGCUGCGAGCGGCGCAGGAUGAAGGUGCUGGUGGCGGCGGCGGCGCUGGGCGCCGCGCUCCUGCUGCUGCUGCCCGCCGCGUCCCGCGCCGACGAGCGCAAGAAGGGACCCAAGGUCACGGCCAAGGUGUUCUUCGACCUGCGGAUCGGGGAGGAGGACGCGGGGCGCGUCGUCAUCGGGCUCUUCGGCAAGACCGUGCCCAAGACGGUGGAGAACUUCGUGGCCCUGGCCACGGGCGAGAAAGGGUUCGGGUUCAAGGGCAGCAAAUUCCACCGCGUGAUCAAGGACUUCAUGAUCCAGGGGGGAGACUUCACCCGCGGUGACGGCACUGGAGGAAAAAGUAUCUACGGGGACCGCUUCCCCGACGAGAACUUCAAGCUGAAGCACUACGGCCCUGGCUGGGUGAGCAUGGCCAACGCCGGCAAGGACACCAACGGGUCCCAGUUCUUCAUCACCACGGUGAAGACGCCGUGGCUGGAUGGCAAGCACGUGGUGUUUGGCAAAGUGUUGGAGGGCAUGGACGUGGUGAGGAAGGUGGAGAGCACUAAGACAGACAGCCGGGACAAGCCCCUGAAGGACGUCACCAUCGCUGACUGCGGCACCAUCGAGGUGGAGAAGCCAUUCGCCAUCGCCAAAGAGUAACACGCGGUCCUGGCUCUCUGGCGCGGCGAGGGGCCCGGCGCGAAGG
Pezoporus flaviventris is the source of this 734-nucleotide messenger RNA. It is a transcript of the gene PPIB, whose product is annotated as peptidylprolyl isomerase B. Gene Ontology annotation, biological process: protein folding; protein peptidyl-prolyl isomerization. The transcript has 5 exons. The record is from RefSeq and is a predicted model, not a curated record. Bases 17 to 688 code for a protein of 223 amino acids. Gene Ontology annotation, cellular component: intracellular membrane-bounded organelle. Gene Ontology annotation, molecular function: peptidyl-prolyl cis-trans isomerase activity. NCBI's taxonomy places the organism in Eukaryota, Metazoa, Chordata, Aves, Psittaciformes, Psittacidae.